GGAAAGGGGAGGAGCGGAAGGACUUGUGGGCAUCUGUGCUCAAGCAUGUCUGGUUGCACGUGCUGACACACACUCGCCUUCUGGACGUGUGUCUGCCAGGUUGGAUGCUUGGCGACUGAACGCGCUGCACAUCCGUAUUUUAAGAUUAAACUAUGCUCGUGCCCCUCCCGAUGGGCCGCCUCGCCCUCCUCGCGCUCCUGGCGGGGCCGCGGCCCUCCGCCGGCCUCCAGCAGGGCCCCGCGGCGGCGACGGAGGGCAGCUUCUCGCCGGCCGAGCAGGACCGGCGAGCCAAGGCGGCGCAGACGCUGCUGACUGUGGACAACGACGUGGAUCAGAGACCGAGGCACGUUGCCUGGCUCAUCUCAGGCCAGAUGUCUCGUUUCAUCUACAAGGACGCAACCAGGUUCAUUGACGGAGGUCUCCAGGCAUGGUCGGGCUGCUUCGGGAAGGCGACGUGCUCCAUGUCUGUCGACGUUCACAUCGCCCUGGCAAACACGCACGUGCACCAGUUCCGAGGACCGAGGUACGAAUUGCCCACCUAUGGAGACGGAGCGUUUGUGGAGUCCGCCAUCAAGGACCACUACCUCAAUUUGCUUGAGUCUGAAAGCGAGCAGCUUGUAUCGAGAUCCGAGGUGGGACAGAAGGUCGCGAUGAUGAAGGACGAGUUCAAGAAAUCUGGUGCUCGCGCAGUCCACGUCAAGAUCGUCAGCGGCGAGCAGUUCGACGCAAACAUCAAGAGGGUCCGCGAACUGAUCUUAAAGAGGGCGAAGCGCACCAUGGAUCCGCCCAUGAGUAACUUCGACGACUUCUGGAGCAAUCUGCCGCGCCACGAGAAACGCUUCGAGCAGAACGGCAACAUGAUGUACCUGCGCCACCUAUCCUACAGGUCCGCCGUGCUGGCCGAGCAGGCCCUCCCCUUCAAGUACACGCACGUCCUCUACACCCGCGAGGAUAACGUCUUCGUGCACCCGUCCUACACGCUGCUCCAGCUCGCCCGGGACGUGGACGGCACCGCCGAGCCCUCGGAGUCCCCAGCGUCGGUCCUGGUGGACUCCCGCUGCGGCUGGCUCUACUACUCCGACAAGCUCUACUUCGCCUCCCGGCGGGGCAUCGACAUCCUGUUUGCGAGGAGCCUCGACGAGCACAUCACCCAGAUGGCAAAGUGGAUCAACCUGGCACGGACGUCGCAGAGCGGGUCGGUGAGGCGCGCGGACCAGAAGGACCCCCUGAUGACGGAGGAGUUCUUCAAGAGGCUGCUGGACGAGUCCCACGCCAAGGUCACCAAGUUCGACUUCCUCCGCACCGAGGCGCGAUACAGAAACGGCUCCGACUCGCCGUGCAUCCCGGAGAUCUACAGGAAGUGCACCGCGGUCGGCGAGGUGUUCGAGACGUGCCCGGGUGACGGCAUGGCCAGGUAGGCACGCCUCGUCGGGCUGCGGCCCGCCCCGGAGGGCCGGGCGGCCUCCGAGGAGCUCGCCGCAGGACGACAGGGCCCGGCUCCCUCCCGCGCUUCCCGCCUGGGCGUGCCGCCCUCUCCAAGCAGCCCUCCUCGAUCAGAGGCGCGCUCGACCUCCCGAGCCCCCCUUUUGCUGCGCCUGCUUCGGGCCGAGCCCACGCUGCCGUGGAACAAAUGUGGGGUUCCCGAAGGGUUUGAGGUGUAUAAGCAGACCGACGCUGCAAGGUUGGCGGGUCAAACUGACCGAUGCUUAGCCAGGCGACGCUGCAAGGUCGACGCUGCGAGACCGAUCAGCGGGACUGACGCUGCAAUCAAUGAAACCGCCGCCGCCGCCGUCGUCGUCGUCGUCAUCGUCGUCGUCUCGACGCCCUCGAAACAUGAAAAGCUCAGCAGCCAUCGCGCGGUAUCCGCAGGCGCUACAGAUGCUGGUGCGCAUGCUGGAGGACGCCGUGCUUCCAGACACAGGAGAGAACGUCAGCACGAACGCCGCCAUCAGCGCCUGCGCCAGGCGCGGCUGCUGGCAGCACGCAGCCGCGCUGCUGACCGGCAUGUCCCACGCAAGGUUGCAGCCCGACGCGACCAGCUUUGCCGCGUGCGCCUCCGCGUGCGACCGCGGCAAUGCCUGGGCGCAGGUGAUGGCGAUCCUUGGCUGGAUGCGCAGGGCGCGCGUAGGGCCCGACUUCGUGGCGCUGCACAGCGCGCUCAGCGCCUGUUGGCCGGGAGGACGCUGGCGGCCCGCGCUGGCGCUGCUCGCGGAGGUCUCCGGGCUGCGGGCGCCGCCGAACGCCGUCGGCCUCGCCGCCGCGCU
This is a messenger RNA of Prorocentrum cordatum, 2264 nucleotides long. The record is from the annotation of a GenBank genome assembly. Lineage: Eukaryota; Dinophyceae; Prorocentrales; Prorocentraceae.